Messenger RNA from Aureobasidium subglaciale EXF-2481, 1521 nucleotides. RefSeq lists its product as uncharacterized. Gene Ontology annotation, cellular component: protein farnesyltransferase complex. NCBI's taxonomy places the organism in Eukaryota, Fungi, Ascomycota, Dothideomycetes, Dothideales, Saccotheciaceae. Gene Ontology annotation, biological process: protein farnesylation. Gene Ontology annotation, molecular function: protein farnesyltransferase activity. Bases 1 to 1521 code for a protein of 506 amino acids. The record is from RefSeq and is a predicted model, not a curated record. The transcript is spliced from 2 exons.
AUGUCUUCAGCUACACCUCUCACACAACCGACCACAACACCCUCAGACCGUUUGUCCGAAAUGCUCGACUCCUCAGCCCGUGUCGAGGAACUAUCCUCUGCGCAGGAAGAAGAAAUACAAGAAGCAGACGACGACUCAGACUACGAGACCUCCUCCGACAGCGACGACGACGGACAGAAUGUACACGGCUGGAUGGCCUCGAAACUUGCGCCAAACCUACCCUUUUACUUUGCGUCUCCUGGCUCUCUGGUAGACGACUUGGAAACAUCAACAUCUGUUGCUCAGGAAAAGACAAUGAGAGAAGUCAUAGCUCUCAUGACGGGAAAAGAUCAGACAAUCUUCGACGUAAACACACAUGGUCUGCCACAUCUGCUGAAGAACAAGCAUACUGCUUUCCUGCGCACUAUUCUAGGAAAGUACCCGCCGCCAUUUCAGGUCAUGGAUGCUAGUCGACCUUGGCUGUUGUACUGGGCUCUGAAUGGACUAAGGACUUUGGGAGUGGAUGUCAGCGAGUACAAGCAAAGAUGCAUCGACACAUUUACACCUUUGCAGAAUCCAGAAGGUGGCUUUGGUGGUGGACACGGUCAUAUUUCUCAUGCAGCAGCGAGUUAUGCUGCUACUCUGAGUUUGGCGUUAGUUGGUGGCUUGGAUAUGAUUGAUCGAAGAGCCAUGUGGCAUUGGCUCGGUCAAGUUAAGAGCCCCUCCGGCGGCUUCAACAUGGCUGUCAAUGGCGAACAAGACGUCCGCGGCGCAUACUGCUGCAUGACAAUUCACACCCUCCUCCGCCUUCCUCUCACUUUACCACCUGCCUCUCCCGCUCGCCGCGCGGGUCUCGAGACUUUCACAUCAGAACUUGGCUCCUGGAUCAGUAAAUGCCAAACUUUCGAAGGAGGUCUAGGUGGUGCUCCAGACAAUGAAGCCCACGGCGCCUACGCCUUUUGCGUCCUCGCCUGCCUCUGUCUGCUCGACUCCCCUAGCAUCUCGAUCCCCAAAUACCUCGACGUCAAGCGCUUAACGCAUUGGUUGACUUCACGCCAAUGUGCACCAGAAGCAGGAUUCAGCGGUCGCACCAAUAAGCUAGUGGAUGCUUGUUACAGUCACUGGGUGGGUGGGUGUUUCUCCCUCCUUGAAUCUGCUCUUGGCUUGCCAAAAGACACAUAUCUUUGGGAUAGAGAGGCGCUGGUCAGGUAUACGUUAUCUUGCUCUCAGGCGAAGAAGGGUGGCCUUAGGGAUAAACCGAGUACGAGACCUGAUGGCUAUCAUACUAAUUACUCACUUGCUGGGCUUUCUGCUGCACAGUAUGUGUACCAGUAUGAAAGUAAGCAAGAGAAGGAAAGAGGGGAAGAGGAGGCAAUGAGUGCGGCAUUCAACUGGAGUUACGAGAAGCCCAGUGCAGAGCAGAGGAAACAGUGGUGUUUCGACGAGAGCGACUUGGUGGAAGCUGUUCAUCCCGUCUUUGUCUUGCCAUUCGACAUCGUCGAAGCAACAAGGAUGAAAUUCGCAGACAAGAUUGGUUUCUAG